GGAGUGGGAGGGGGUCGACAAGGGGACAGGGGUGUAGGGACGGGUUGGAGACGAGCGAGCGAGCGAGCCACAGCAAGCAGUUCCAAUUCCACCGGCUGGUUGGGGUUUGUUGGUAACAGCGUCGACGGCGGCAGCGGCAGCGGCAACAGCACCAGCGGCGCAAAGCAGCAGACAGAAGCAGGCGAGGGUUGCGGUGCUAUGCGGUGCGAUACGCGUACGCAGUAG
Messenger RNA from Colletotrichum abscissum, 225 nucleotides. RefSeq lists its product as uncharacterized. The record is from RefSeq and is a predicted model, not a curated record. Lineage: Eukaryota; Fungi; Ascomycota; Sordariomycetes; Glomerellales; Glomerellaceae. The annotation marks the transcript as partial. The transcript is spliced from 2 exons.